Cyphellophora europaea CBS 101466 is the source of this 1479-nucleotide messenger RNA. RefSeq lists its product as uncharacterized. Gene Ontology annotation, molecular function: 3-dehydroquinate synthase activity. The transcript has 4 exons. Lineage: Eukaryota; Fungi; Ascomycota; Eurotiomycetes; Chaetothyriales; Cyphellophoraceae. Gene Ontology annotation, biological process: antibiotic biosynthetic process. The coding region runs from base 1 to 1479 and encodes 492 amino acids. The record is from RefSeq and is a predicted model, not a curated record.
AUGUCGGAUCUUCAGGCUACCGUUGCCGAGACGCCCAAUGGCUUCCAUGUCCAGGGUUAUGAGAAAAUCGAAUACGACUUUACCUUCAUCGAUGGCGUCUUCGACAUGGGCAACAAGGCACUCGCCGACUGCUACGAGCGAUGGGGACGUUGCCUGGCCGUUAUGGAUCUGAACAUCUUCAAUUUGUAUGGCGAGAAGAUGCAAGCUUAUUUCGACCACUACGAUAUCGAUCUCGACGUCCAUAAGACCAUGAUUGGCGAGAAAGCUAAGUCAAUGGAUACGCUCCUGAGCAUCGUCGAUUCCAUGACCAAGUUCGGAAUUUUCAGAAAGGAACCGGUCUUGGUCAUUGGCGGUGGACUUGUUACCGAUGUUGCCGGGUUCGCAUGUGCCGCAUACCGCAGAAACACAAACUUUAUCCGUAUUCCAACAACCGUCAUUGGACUUAUCGAUGCUUCCGUAUCAAUCAAGGUGGCUGUCAAUUAUGGCAACUACAAGAAUCGCCUGGGAGCUUACCACGCGCCCAUGAAGACCUUCUUGGACUUCACCUUCCUCAAAACUUUGCCCGAGGCACAAAUCCGAAAUGGAUUCGCGGAGCUCAUCAAGAUCUCAACUUGUGCUCACCUGCCCACGUUUGAGUUGCUCGAGAAGUACUGUACCGAGCUCAUUCAGACGGGUUUCGGACGCACCAAUGAUGCUCCUGCCGAGGUUCGAAAGGCAGCUGACACGAUCAACAAGGCCGGCAUCUACGAGAUGUUGAAGCUCGAGACGCCGAACUUGCACGAGAUUGGUCUGGAUCGUGUUAUUGCUUAUGGUCACACGUGGUCACCACUGCACGAACUGGUUCCCGAAAUACCACUCCGCCACGGCCAUGCGAUCUCUAUCGACAUGGCGUACUCUGCCACUCUUGCAAACAUUCGAGGAAUUCUCAGCGACGCCGAUCACAAGAGAAUCCUCGACCUGUUUUCGACUGCCGGUCUCUCCAUGGACCACCAUCAAUUCAACGAAGAGAUUCUCGAUAAAGGUACCAAGGCUAUCCUCCGUACACGAGAUGGCCUUCUUCGCGCUGCUGUACCUAGCCCGCUCGGCUCAUGCAUCUUCCUCAACGACGUAUCUAUGGACGAGAUGUACGAUGCACUAAAGGCCCACAAGAAGCUCAUGAAGCAGUAUCCUCGUAACGGAGAGGGUCUUGAAGCCUUCGUCGACUCGAGCGACACCGGUUACACGCUCAACAAUCAGCCAGUCGAGAUUAACGGUGUGUCCAAUGGCCUGAGGAAGCUUAACGUUCUGAACGAUGAUUCUACACGCAACGGUGUGGAGUCCAACGGCACAGAUGUGUCCAAGAAGCAUGCAUCUCGCCUUGAGCGUGUAGAUGGGCUGCAGAAGUCGGUCAACGGUACAAAUGGUCAGACCAAUGGCGUAACAAAUGGCACGAAUGGUCAUAGCAACGGAGUAACGAAUGGUGUCAACGGUCAUCAGUGA